This is a messenger RNA of Pseudogymnoascus destructans, 1367 nucleotides long. RefSeq lists its product as uncharacterized. The record is from RefSeq and is a predicted model, not a curated record. The transcript is spliced from 2 exons. NCBI's taxonomy places the organism in Eukaryota, Fungi, Ascomycota, Leotiomycetes, Thelebolales, Thelebolaceae. Bases 268 to 1056 code for a protein of 262 amino acids.
AUCACGAGUGUUUGAAGAGUUUCACGUCGUCGUCGUUUGGGAAGGUCAGUAAUGAAGUGUUUAUGGGAUGCUGCGUUGAGGCGCUCAGUGUGUAUAUAACCAGCAGGUCUGUUACCACUUUUUCUUGCCAUUGUGUUUAUCCGUUCGAGUUUUUUCUUUCCUCAGUUUCCAUUCUUUCUCCGCCUGGUGCGAGUCCAUUCCUUCGUCGACUUCCAUUCUUUAUACAAGUCCUCCUUAGUUCGAGUCCUACCUCAUUCAUUUUACAAGAUGUCCAGUUGUAUUAAGAAAACAUGCUUGCUGGCAUUUCUCCUACUCAACUUAUCCAUUCCCGCCGUCGCCCUCCCAGCUAUUUCACUUCGACAGGUUGCCCCGGGCACACAAUUCAUUACGGGAGCUUGCACCACGGACGCUGAUUGUGCAUCGGCCUGCUGUGGGUUCAAAUCUGGCAAAUGUGCUGGUCCGGUUGUCGCCCAGGAGCGUGACGGUGGCUGUGGUUUUGGGGAUGCGCAACCCAAUGAUACCGCGGCGAAGGCCCUAACAGGCGGUGCACCAGUCAACAACGGAAAUGCUGCUUCUGGACAAGCAGCGGCCGCCGCUGGCACCAGCGCUAAGCCAGCUGCUGGGAGUCAAUUCAUUACGGGGGCCUGUACUAGCGAUGCCGACUGCGCAUCGGCCUGCUGCGGUUUCAACUCUGGCAAAUGUGCAGGUCCGGUCGUCGCUCAGGAACGUGAUGGUGGCUGUGGGUUUGGUGACGCGAAGCCUAAUGAUACUGCUGCAAAGGCCCUCACUGGCGGUGCGUCAGCCAACAACGGAAAUGCUGUUGCAGGGCAGGCUGCUGCGGGCCAGGCUGUUGCUGCUAGUACUAGCGCCGCUGCAGCUCCUGGAAGCCAAUUCAUCACCGGAGCUUGCACGAGCGAUGCCGAUUGUGCGUCAGCCUGCUGUGGUUUCAAUUCUGGCAAGUGUGCUGGCCCAGUCGUUGCCCAGGAACGUGACGGUGGCUGUGGUUUCGGGGAUGCGCAGCCUAAUGACACUGCUGCAAACGCUUUCACUGGCUAGUAAUUGGGAGAAAUCAGCCGUAGGGCAGUUGGAUGAUGAUAUUUAUUUACGUCUAGCGGGACGUGGAUGUAACCUGCCGCCCUAAGACCCCCGAAGGGUAUGGGGACGUGCUAAGCUAUGGGUUUAUGUACAGAGUAUGACCUUAGAGAGCAGUUCUUGCGUGUUUGCGUGGCUGUAAGGCCCCUUGACUAAGCGCCUUCGCUGCUAGUUAGGAUGGUGUUAGGUUUGCUAGUAGAGGGCGGUGCCUUCCAGGUUCUCUAGAAAGGGGGUGUAUGCAGGACCAGCUAGUCUGAUGUUAUGAGCCACUAGAG